ACCCUUCAUCUCCUCCUCACCAUUCCUCUGCUUCCUUCUCCUCCAUUAAUGGAGCUCACAAAUUUCAAUUCCGGUUCCGAUUCCAGUUCAUCUCCCACGCAUAAAACAACUCUCCUCUCCAUUAUCUUCAACAAAGAAACAAAGCGACCCAUUAUCUCUUUCCUCUUAAUCCUACCCCUCUCGUUCGUGCUCCUCCAACAACUCACCCCGUUACAACCAUUGUCGUUUUUUCUCCUCACUUUUUCUACGAAUGAGAACGAGAGCGAGAAUGAGAAUGGUACUCGUUGUGAUUACACCAAAGGGAAAUGGGUGCGGAACGAGCGCGUAUCGUAUUAUACGGAGGAGUGUCCGUUUCUUGACCCGGGGUUUCAAUGCGUGCACAAUGGCCGCAACGAUACCGGCUACAUGUAUUGGCGGUGGCAACCUCAUGGUUGUGAUCUCCCCAUGUUCAAUGCGAGUGAUAUGCUGGAGAGGAGCAGAAACGGGAGGAUUGUAUUUGCGGGAGACUCGAUCGGGAGGAACCAGUGGGAGUCAUUGGUGUGCAUGCUUGCGAAAGGCGUCGGUAACGGGUCGCGAAUCUACGAGCAGUUCGGAAACCCGAUAACCAAGCACAGGGGAUUCCUCUCCCUGGUGUUCCAGGAUUACAACCUCACUGUCGAGUAUUACCGCGCACCGAUGCUCGUCACCGUCGACCGCCUCCCUCCGAACGUGUCAUCCGGGGGGCCAAUAAAGGGUGCGGUGCGUGUCGACAUGUUGCCACACCUGGCUGGCCGGUGGGCCGGGGCCGACGUGCUCGUUUUCAAUACUGGCCACUGGUGGAGCGAGGACAAGAUCACAAAAAUGGGAAACUAUAUUCAAGUGGGCAAAACAAUAAACAUGACGAUGGAUAUCAAAGAAGCUUUUCAACUAAGUCUGGAGACGGUGACAAAUUGGGCCACAAGCAAUCCACAACUUUCGAAGGCGCACAUCUUCUUCCGAAGCUUCUCCCCUUCUCAUUACACGAAUGGGACGUGGGACACGAACGGCACAUGCAGACGGGAAACGGAGCCAUGGAUCAGCACCAGUGGGUUCAGGUUCAGGUUCGAGCCCGAGCCGUGGAGCAACGCGAUCACCGUCCGUGCGGUGGAGGAGAUGAAGAGAGGCGGCAGGAAUGCGCGGUAUCUGGACAUCACGCAUCCAACCGAGCUGAGGAAGGACGGGCACCCGUCGAGCCACCGCGAGCCCGGCACGCCGCCGCACGCGGCGGAGGAUUGCAGCCACUGGUGCCUUCCCGGCGUGCCGGACAUGUGGAACGAGAUCCUCUACGCAAGCCUUUUGUCCAUGAAUUAUAACACUAAAAAUAGCAACAACACUUAAAUUAAAGAGUCCACAGAAGAAGUGUGAGUGAAUGUGUUUUUGUGUAUACAGGAGUACUUAGAACAGUGAGAAGAGUAGAAGUGAGGUUUUAGACGGAUGUACAUAUAGCCUCCUCCCAGGAGUCAUGGCUUUUUUACGGCUUACACAGUGAAUGGUAAUUUGUUUUUUAAGAUUAAGUAGACCUCU
Ananas comosus (pineapple) is the source of this 1542-nucleotide messenger RNA. Its product is annotated as protein trichome birefringence-like 8. Gene Ontology annotation, molecular function: O-acetyltransferase activity. NCBI's taxonomy places the organism in Eukaryota, Viridiplantae, Streptophyta, Magnoliopsida, Poales, Bromeliaceae. Bases 49 to 1356 code for a protein of 435 amino acids. The record is from RefSeq and is a predicted model, not a curated record. The transcript is spliced from 4 exons. Gene Ontology annotation, cellular component: Golgi apparatus.